Molecule: messenger RNA, 1644 nt
Organism: Penaeus chinensis
Lineage: Eukaryota; Metazoa; Arthropoda; Malacostraca; Decapoda; Penaeidae
Product: ATP-binding cassette sub-family A member 2-like
Exons: 9
Coding region: 1-1644 (547 amino acids)
Biological process (GO): lipid transport; transmembrane transport
Cellular component (GO): intracellular membrane-bounded organelle; membrane
Molecular function (GO): ATP hydrolysis activity; ABC-type transporter activity; ATP binding
Source: RefSeq, a predicted model, not a curated record
AUGGAGAACGUGAUCAAGUACCUGUUCUUGAUUUUCCCGCCGUUCACCUUCGCUUGCGGGAUCAAGAGCCUCUCUGUGUCCUACACCAAGGCUUCUAUCAUGGCGCGCUUUGGCAUCGACAUGUACACGUCGCCCUUCUCGUGGGACCCGUCGAUGCAGGGCGGGCUGGGCAUCCACUACUUAGCCCUGGCCAUUUGGGCGGUGGUGGGCGUGGUCUUGCUGCACGGGUGGAACGUCUGCGUGGAGCCGCUGUCACGCCCCGCCCCCUCCGCCCCGAAGGCGACGGCGGGAGCAGAGGAGGACAAGGACGUGGCUGCAGAGAGAAUCAAGAUUCAGUGUGGCGGAGCGUCGCUGUACGAUACGGUCCUGCGGAUGGUGGGUCUGGGCUGCGACUUCAGAUCGCCGCCCACCUCGGCUGUUAGCAGCCUCUACCUGGCUCUGAAGAGGGGCGAGUGCUUCAGCCUUUUGGGUCUCAACGGCGCGGGCAAGACGACCACCUUCCGCUGCCUGACGGGGGACCUGCGGCCCUCCCGCGGCCAGAUCCUGAUCAACGGCAUCGUCCUGAACGAGGCCCUGUCCCUGCCCCGCCCCGUGAUGAGCUACUGCCCCCAGAACGACCCCCUGGACCCCAACAUCACCCCCCGCGAGGCGCUCUUCAUCAUGGCUCUCGUCAGGGGCUUCCGGGACGAUGAGCUCGUGGAGAACGUGGACCGCGCCAUCAAGCAACUCGGGCUGAGCAAUCAUGAACACAGCUACAUCCGAUACCUGUCAGGUGGCACUAUGAGGAAAGUUUCUCUCGCCCUGGCACUCAUCGGCAACCCCCCACUGGUGCUGCUGGACGAACCUACCACGGGGAUGGACCCAGCCUCUCGACGAAUAGUGUGGCGCGCAGUGCAAAGCGUGACGCAGGAUGGGCGCACCGUGCUGCUCACUUCGCACUCCAUGGACGAGGUCAACCACCUCUCGCACCGAAUGGCCAUCAUGGUCAAUGGGUAUCUUGUGUGUAUGGGUUCACCGCAUUACCUCAAAUACAAACUCGGUGACAAGUACACGAUCCGCAUCAAAGCCAAAGACAUAGAAGACUUGCCCGUCAUCGUUGAUUACUUAAGAGGACAAUUCAAUGAGGUUCUGCUCAAGGAGCAGCAUCACCUGUCCCUGGUGGCGGAGGUGAGUCGCCGGCUGCCGCUCAGACUCAUCUUCGACGCCCUCAACUCCGCUAAGUUGGUUGGGGUCACCGAGUACGACGUCUCGCAGACGACACUCAACGAGGUGUUCCGGCUGCUGACGUCUCACCAGGGCGACGGACAGGUCCCUCCGUCCCCGACCGACAAGGAAGCAGACCAGACGAGUGUCCCCAUGCAUCUGUCCAACCUUUCUCCCGCCGGGGUCAACGUUCCUGACAGCACAUUCCAGUCCCCCAGCCGUUCUCCGUACCUGUCGCCGGAGCCCACCCUCACGCCGGAUGGACGCCGGAGCAUGUACGACAACGUGGAGGACGGCCGAGUGGAGACCUACGCCACCGUGGGCCGUCUCGGUGCCAAGAAAGCCCCGACCCCUGAAGUGAGUGCUCUGGGGAGGGACUCGCCCACCUCGCAGGCCAGCACGGCCGACGAAAGCCCCGAGGAGGAAUGGACGCACCUCUAG